UUUUGACUUCAAAUCAUCCUCUCCCAAAUUGAGUCAUCUCUAUUUGCAUUUAAAGACUUAAAAAAGCGGAUCUUCUCAUUUCAGCUCCCCUAGUGAUUCAUUUUAUUACUCAAAUUAUAUUCUUGUGACGUCACCUGUCUUUAUUUAUUUGCAAUUCAAGUGCCAUAAAAGGCAGUCGCGAUUUCACUCGAGUUGAAGAUAAAACUGGGCGAGUCUACUCUACAACAAAAUGAGCCAAUUUGAGGCUGUAGCGGGUGGAUUUCCCCUAGCUCAAUAUCUCAAAACCUCCCAGGCAAUUGGAGGUGUGGUUGCGGAACAUUCCAAAUUGGUCCAAGGAGCCUUCCAGGCCCAACUCGCCUUCCUCUAUUUGGCGGAGGGUUGUUCUCGGCCUACUUCACAAGAUAGUUUGGUGAGUUUGCUGAAACCCACCAGUGAUAAAAUCAGUGCGAUACAAGAGUAUGCAGAGAAGCACCGGUCUCCGGAAUGGAACAAUCAUUUGACUGCAAUCAGUACGAGCAUUCCUGCAUUGGGUUGGGUUACUUUGACUGCCGUCCCGGCUCCGUAUGUUAAGGAAAUGAAAGAUGCAGGACAGUAUUAUACAAACAAGGUGUUGAAGGAGUGGAAAAAUAAGGACGAGAAGCAUGUCGAAUGGGCCAAGGCUUGGAUGGAAACUUUAGAGGAGUUGCGGAAUUUUGUAUUCAAGAAUCACACUACUGGCUUAGUUUGGGCAGGCAAAACGCCGCCUCCAGCUGGCGGUUGUCCACCUCCUCCUCCCCCUGGCGGUUGUCCUCCUCCGCCGCCAAUCAUCGAUUUCGAUUUGAAAGCAGCAGGUGAUGGAGGUUUGGAUCGUUCCGCCUUAUUCGCUGAAAUAAACAAAGGCGAAAACAUUACUAGAAGCUUGAAAAAGGUAACCUCUGACAUGCAAACCCACAAAAACACUGGCCUCAGGCAAGGUCCCGUGCCUCAACAAGCGAACAAACCAAGUAUUGGAGUUAAACCUGUGCUGGCUGACAAACCUCCUGUAUUUGCUCGUGACGGCAAAAAAUGGCUUAUUGAAUACCAGAAAAAUAAAACCGAUUUGGUUGUUGAAAAUGCUGAAAUGAACAAUGUGGUUUAUUUGUUUAAAUGCGAAAACACCACUGUUCAAGUCAAAGGCAAAAUAAAUUCAAUCACAAUGGAUUCAUGUAAGAAAACUGCUAUCGUUUUUGAUAAUUUGGUUUCUUGCAUGGAAUUUAUCAAUUGCCAAUCGGUUCAGAUGCAAGCGCUAGGCAAGGUGCCUACGGUUUCCAUUGACAAAACUGAUGGGUGUCAAGUUUAUCUCAGCAAAAAUUCUUUGGAUGUUGAAAUAAUUUCGUCAAAAUCAUCGGAAAUGAAUGUACUAGUGCCUGAAGGUGACGAUUAUGUUGAACAUGCCGUACCAGAACAAUUUAAGACUCGUAUCACACCUAAGAAGACCUUGCAUACUGAGAUUGUUGAGAAUAAAGGCUAAUGUGUGUGAUUUAAUUGUUUUAAACUUAACUAUCCAGUAAUAAUAAUUAUUGAUUAAGCAAUGAAUGUUUUUGUAAAGUUUUUUUAGGUAAAUAUACUCAUCUGACAAGACAUUCCAACAAUAAAAUACAUAGUAACUUAUGUAGCAUUUAAAUAGCUUGAUGAUCAUGUAUCUAGUAAUCAUUAUUUAUAAUAAUCAUGGGUUGUGGAGAGUGUCUUUGUUGAUAUCAUAUCAUAUUUUUAAAUUUUGACUCAUUUGAAUUUCAUUGUUUUGCUUUUAUUAUUAUAUUUAAUAAUGCGUAUCAGGUUUAGGUUGCAUUUGUAAAUUUGUAUUUCACACUUUGUCUUGUGACUUAUUGUAUUAUUAGUUAUAGUCCUCUGCCAGACUUCCUAUUAUUAUUUUAUCUACUAAUACCUAUGUAAUAAUAGCUUUUUAAUAAAAUUUUUCAUGAAUUUAAAGUACU
This is a messenger RNA of Ceutorhynchus assimilis (cabbage seed weevil), 1952 nucleotides long. The record is from the annotation of a GenBank genome assembly. Lineage: Eukaryota; Metazoa; Arthropoda; Insecta; Coleoptera; Curculionidae.